AUGGCACUGUCGUGGGGAGAGCGGAAAACAGAUGUAUACAAUGCCAGACAAAUGAUACAUAUUAGACAAAUGGAAUACUCUGUAAAGACGCGAUCCGCCAUCGUCGGCGCCGGUCCCGCAGGCUAUGCCCUCGCCGUAGAUCUCGAGGACCACGGGACCUCCGUGCUCGUCUACUCCCAUCCCUCCCACCAACGGUACACGAAGAGCAUCCUCGCGCAAGGCGGGCAAUUGCGUUCCAAGGGCCUGAUCGACGCAUGUCUCCUGCCACGAAUCACCAGCGAUAUGAGCGCCGUCGUGGCGUUCGCGACGGUGAUCAUCAUCACGGUGCCCUCGACGGGCCAGGAGACGAUCUGGCGGGAGUUGGCGCGCUUCGACCUCUCGAGCCACGUCGUGAUCGCCGUUCCCGGGAAUUUGUUCUCGAUGAUGCGAGAUUUCCCGUUGAAUGCGGGGUGGAUCCUCGAGACGAAUCUGAGCCCGUAUUCAUGCCGGAUGGACGACAGCGCGGAACUGGUCGUCUUGGGGAAGAAGAAAUUGGUUUCGAUCGCGAUGUUGGGCAAGGACCAGAAUCUCCGAGUCAAGGAAUUGGUGGAAGGGAUUUUCCCCAUGGAGUUGCUUUGGUGUCGGAAUGUUGUCGAGGUCUGCCUGUCGAACAUCAACGGGGUCUUUCACCCUCUAAUGGUCCUCAUGAACGCGGGAAGGAUUGAGAGUACGCAGGGAGACUUCUUCUAUUAUGCGGAGGGGCUGACGCCUUCGGUGGCUAAGGCUAUUCGUGCGGUGGAUGAAGUGAGGAUCGAAGUCGGGAGGGCGCUUGGGUUCAAGAUGAAGAGCGUGGUGGCCAUGUCGAAUGAAUGCUACAACCACGAUUUCAAGGAUCUGGUGGAUCUCGCGCAGAAUUCGAAACCGCAUCGGAGGUUAAAAGCGCCGGAGGUUGUCGAUACGCGGAACAUCUCCGAGGAUGUGGGCGAUCUGUUGGUCUGCUGGCAUGGUCUGGCGGAGAAGUUGGGGAUCGACAAUAAGGCUCUGACGGCGGUGAUUGCGUUGGCGGGCAUGACGGCUGGGAAGGAUUAUUUGGAGGAAGGCAGGAAUCUGACCAGGCUUGGUCUGCAGCAUUCGUCAAGAGAGGAGAUUUUAGAAAAGUUCCGCAUUCAUUGA
Molecule: messenger RNA, 1152 nt
Organism: Dissoconium aciculare CBS 342.82
Lineage: Eukaryota; Fungi; Ascomycota; Dothideomycetes; Mycosphaerellales; Dissoconiaceae
Product: 6-phosphogluconate dehydrogenase C-terminal domain-like protein
Exons: 2
Coding region: 1-1152 (383 amino acids)
Molecular function (GO): oxidoreductase activity
Source: RefSeq, a predicted model, not a curated record